Molecule: messenger RNA, 2000 nt
Organism: Biomphalaria glabrata
Lineage: Eukaryota; Metazoa; Mollusca; Gastropoda; Planorbidae
Exons: 2
Coding region: 346-1206 (286 amino acids)
Source: RefSeq, a predicted model, not a curated record
UAGAUCUCUAUAAAGUCUAUACCGGUAUAACCGGGUAUAUUAAUAAUCUUUUAGGCAAUAGUAAUAGGUAUAUUUUACUACUCAUAGACUUUCACUGUACAUUGAUACUAACAUAGAUAGUAGAUCUAUAUUCAAUAUUGUAUAACCCAUGUAUGAUGUAAAAAAGAUGGAGGAUCAUGUUUCAAGUAAUGCAGAUACAGAGGUUCCUAUUAAAACUGAAAAUGAUGCACCAUUUUAGUUUUACUGUAACUACUUUAUAUCCUAAAGAAAUUUCAGACAUUUCCUACAGUAGCUUGCUUCAGACUGAACUGAAAGAAGAAUGAAACUUCAGCAAGCAAUAUAACCAUGCAAAAAAAUGAUGAUUACAAUGAAGCUUUGUAUCUGAAAGACAAUGGCAAAAAUAUCUGCAGGAAUGUUGAUAGUAAGAAAUCUGUUCAUGACCUGGAUAUUGACAAAGUGUUCUACACACCCAAAAGGCAAGUUCUGGAGUCAAGGUUAAAGCCAGUUCCAAUGACCAUAGUGGCCAACCUACAUAACAAAAAGAAAAUAAAUAGAGCACCAAGUAGUUCUAAACGACCUUUAAUAACUUCAAAACAACAUGCAGUGGCUCCUAAAACACCUUUGAUAGCUCCUAAAGAACCCUUACUAUUUCAACAAUCCAAAGAGCUUCUACCAACAAAUAUUGAAAUAAACUCUUCUAUUAGUACUCUACAGACCAGUACACCAUUAAAUGAGCCAUUAGUAAAUUUUGGUAGAGCCCAGAACUUGAUGAUUGAAACACCGAUCAUUGUUGGAAAUCAAACUUUUCUAAUAAAGUUUAACCCACAAAUAUUGUUUACACCUACAGCAGUAACAUCUUAUUCAAUAAGCACAUCUGCACCCUCAAUAGCUAUAUCUAAUUCAAUUUCUACACCUACAACAGUGGUAUCAUCCCAUUCAAUAAGUAUAUUUUCUCCAAAAAUAGCAAAUACAUCAACAUAUUCUCUUGCUUCAGUUUGUACACCUACUUCUGCAAGCAAACCCACCAUUACAAGUAGGGCACAACAUGGCCAGAAUUGUGGAGAUGUGCCAAAAGCCCAAAUCCAAUCAAAUGCAAGAAAAUCUGCACGUGUAAGUAAAUCAAUAAAGAAUUCCAAUUUCUUAAAACCACAUAAAACAAAUAAUCCAACCUCAUAUGUGGAUGGUUGGAACAUUAGUACAGGUUAACCAACUUCUCAUCAAUGCUCUCCCAUCAUGAACUCUGUCCGACCUUUACUUCCACCACAGGAGACCUGCCAAUUUUCACCCAAACAAUUUUUAAGCAGACCAUCAUUUCCUCAGCAAACAUUCCUUGAAAUGAACCCAACAGAUCGAAAUGUAUCAAAUAUUUCUUAUCUAAAUUCACACUUAAACAAGGACAACUAAGGAAGAAGAAAAUAAGUGCAGUACAUCUUCAUAAAGUUACUCAUGUUGCUACAUCAUCAUCUGUUUGAUCUUCAAAUAAUACAUCUACUACAGCUAUAUGUAAAUAUUCAACACCUGUCUCAAAUACAAAAACUCUUGAUUCAACAACAUUGCGCAGUUCACACUCUUCUGUACGUAAUCAAUCAGAAAAGGAUUUAUCAAUGUUACUGUACAGUUUACGUUCUCCUGUAAAGCAGCCAUCUCACAAUAACCCACCAAUGUCAAUACUAUCAUCUCAAGCCAUUGGACAUUUGAACAUGAAUUCUGAAUUAAAGGGAUUAGAACAGUUAAAAUCAAAACGUCUCACAUUUCAAGGGGAUUUCAGUGUGCUCAAAAAAGUAUUAAUGCCAUGUGUAGUUAGGCUAGAGAAACUCAAUGAUUCUAGUCUUCUUCAAGAAUACUUGCUUAACAAAAGGACUGAAAAGUCUGUGAAGUUUAGCAAUAAGACUUCAAGUGCUCAGAUUUGUGAAAAGGUAAUUAAAAAUAUAUAAACAUAAGUCAUAUGAUGAUACCAAUAUGAAGGAAGAGUCCAGAUAUGACAAGUUGCUUUUAUUCUA